Messenger RNA from Myodes glareolus (Bank vole), 983 nucleotides. RefSeq lists its product as uncharacterized. The record is from RefSeq and is a predicted model, not a curated record. NCBI's taxonomy places the organism in Eukaryota, Metazoa, Chordata, Mammalia, Rodentia, Cricetidae.
CUCAACCAUCUUGGUGCCAGGCUCAGGAGGCUGCUCCUCCUGGUGCUAUCUAAUCCUUCCUUUAUAGGUUCUCCACAGGUACCAACUCCAUCAGCUCACUAGCGGAAAACCUUCACGACUGCUCUCACUGCCUCCAAAGAGGUACUUGUAGCCAAUAGCCUCCCUCUAUCUACUUCGCGGUAGUCACCCUGACAACGCCUCAUCACAACCAAUGCCUUCAAAGCUUGAAGUUUCAAUAAGAUCUUGACUGGCAAGGAUUUUAUACAAUGUCUGCUAUUGUUGAACAGGAACCUGAAUUACCUGACCAAGAGCAAGAAGGUGGCAGGAUGGAGCGCAACACCAGCCAAAUUGUUUUGCAUGCGCUGCCGAUGGAAGAGGCUGUCGAUGACAUCAAUGAAACCGCAGCAUUUCUAGUUUCACAGGCAGUCGUGAGAGCCAUUACUGAGGAAGAUUGUGGGCAAGAGGAGAUACGACCUAAAGUUGAGGAGACCUGGCCUCGUGUGGAAGAUGUCUGGUCUCAUAUGGAGGACAUCUGGAGUGAUGCCGAGGAGGUCUGGCCAGACAUUGGCGAGAACUGGUAUAUCUGGAACAGUGACCAGGAGAGUGAUGACCAGGAGCUUCAGGACGAAGUUGGAGACGACCAGGACUACAAUAACGAAGAUGAGGAGGAGGAGGAGGAAGAGGAGGAGGAGGAAGAGGAGGAAGAUGAGGAAGAUGAGAACGACGAGGAUGACGACGAGGAUGAUGACUAUGAAUACGAAGAGGAGAAUGAAGAAGAUCAAGAUGAGAACCAUCAGGGGGAGAAAAUUAUCCUGCGUGCCUAUUGAGGGCAAAAGAAGCCAUGUAUGAAGACAGAAUCAGUGAAUCAGUUUUUUUGUGGAUUUGAGAUCAUCUAACAUUUAUUAACAUAUGAAAAAUUAUCAUCAGUGAUCCUGUUCUAAGUUUUUUCAACCAAAUAUAUUCACUGAAAACUUUCCCCACUG